Molecule: messenger RNA, 2196 nt
Organism: Purpureocillium lilacinum
Lineage: Eukaryota; Fungi; Ascomycota; Sordariomycetes; Hypocreales; Ophiocordycipitaceae
Source: RefSeq, a predicted model, not a curated record
AUGUCCUUUCCGUCGCGGACGCUCGACCCCCUCGCGCGCUCAAGCUCUGUCCGCGCCCGCCGCGAACCGGCCUCCUCGUCGUCCCUGCACUGCUGCUGCGGCCGCCCCGACUGCAUCCUCCUAAAGCGAAACUGCUCCAUCCUCGAGUCUGUCGAAAAGGAUGUGCACACCGCCGCACAGCUCGGCCAGGCUUUGUUGGUCCGGCACGAGGCCUACAUGGCCGAUGCCGAGCGAGACCGCAUCGAGCUGAACACCCGCAUACACGAAUUGGAACUGGCCAAGCUGGACCUCGAAUCCAUCAACGCGACCAAGAUUGAAGAGAACCGCAACCUCCUCGACCAGCUCGAGGCCCUCAACAACACCGUCUCCGACUCCGACACCAGGGUAAAAAGCCUCGAGGCCAGUUUGCUCUCGUCGCAACAGAGCGUGCGUCGCCUGGAAGCUGCUGCUGCGCGCGCUGCCGAUGCCGAGCGUCACAUAGCCGUUCUGGAAGACGAGCAGAAUAAGCUGCAUGAGGACCUGAGGUCGAGCCGGGAAGAUGCUCGCUCCCACGCGCAGCGCUUCAAGGAAGCCCAGCGCGGGCUCACUGAUAUGCAGGACCAGCUGGAGCGCAUGGAAAAGGAGGCACGCCAGGAGCGUGAGCGGCACUCCGAGGUGGUGGAGCGGAUGGAGCGGCAGCGCGAGAUUGACAAGCAGCUCGACAUGGCAGCUGGCCGCCUGAAGGGUGCCGCCGCCAGCAAACAACUCCAGGAACCCAAGAGCAACAACAAGAUUGUCGGCCACUUUGUACGCGACCUUCUCGAGGAUAACGCGAAUCUCCAGGUCGGCAUCGCGGAGCUUAGGGAAAUGCUCCUCAAUUCCAACGACGAGAUCCAGUCAUUACGAGAGCAGCUCAUGUUUCAUCAACCUGUCGAGCACGAGCAGACCCAGGAAUCCGGCUCCAUGUCGACGCUCAAGGCCGAGUUGGAGCCCAGCGACGCGAAGAAGCGGCUGUCUCAGGAGUUGCACAUCCAUCAUCACUACCACGUUACCCCCAAGUCAGAGGCGAAGAAGCCAAAGAAGCGGCGGCAAGGGCUCUUGUCCGGCACCUCAACACCGCCAGUCUUUUCAGCACCCUCCUCUCCCAGGCGGCCUGGUAAAUGGGGCGGCAUCGCUCCAUCUCCUACCGCGCCUGCUCUCUUGUCGCACACGGACGAAGGCGACAUGACGCCGACCAUGCCCAAGGCUCGCAACUCGUGGGCCGGUUGCUCGAAUCCGCCCUCCGAGUUCUCGUCAUCUGCCCCGAGCUCACCGCCGUCGGCCCAUCGCCACGCCGUGUUCGACACGAGCUUUGGCGACUCUGAUGCUGUUCAAUCACCAACGACGAGCUUCGACCCCAUGUCGCCCACCUGGAGAGCAUCGCAUAGCAAGCGAACGUCUGUGGCGUCUUCUCGAAGCUAUCAUUCCAUGGCCACGUCGCUGCUGGACUCUGUGCCGGACACACCAUGUGGAAACCCGGCUACUCAUCGCUCGCACGGAGACCACACGAUUCACGAGGAGGAUGAGGAUGUCGAGGAUCUGCCGCCUCUGGACGACAGGCCAGCGCUGGUUGUUGAGACUGCGCCGGCCGUGCAGGAAUCGGCGAAUGAAUUCGACUCAUUCUUGGAGCAUCCGAUAUCCCGACCACCGCUCCGCAGAGCUCCGUCGCACGAGUCCAUCAUGUCUCUCACGGGAGGACUCGAGAUUCACACGCUCAAGGCGAGACCCAGUCAGAUGACUCUCCGGCCCAUUGGCGGAGCCGACGUAGUCGUCACGGGCGUCACGGCCCAACCGACGCUGUCUCGGGCCAGCGGGAAACGCAGCGACGCCGCCCUCCGAGACCACUUUGUUGGCUUCCAAACGCCGAGGUCCGUGUCCAGCCCUAUGGCAGCGGCCACGUCGCCGGGAGCCUCGCCGGCGCCGCGGUCCCGCCCGUUUGGCAAGUGGGCUGGAUGGCGACCAUGGGGCGCCUCAAGUCCCAGCGCGCCCAGUCCCUCGCCCAAGACUGCCGAACGGGAUCGUGAUCGAGACGUCAAUCGUCCACCGGGUAUCAACCAAGCUGGGGCGAUUCCAGGGUUUCAGCAGUACUGGGCCGCGCACAAGCGCAAAGGUGCCCCGGCGAAAGUAACUGCCGAGACGAUCGAUCGCGACGCGCUGAACGAAGGCCUGCGGGAGUGA